Messenger RNA from Aspergillus calidoustus, 1693 nucleotides. The record is from the annotation of a GenBank genome assembly. NCBI's taxonomy places the organism in Eukaryota, Fungi, Ascomycota, Eurotiomycetes, Eurotiales, Aspergillaceae.
GUCAAACUCUACCCCCCGUGGAGUGGAUUCGGUCCGAGUCCACCGGACUUCUUUGACCUUCUCCCUCGGAUGAUUUCUGUUGGCAGCAAAGGUAGUCGGACGAAAGUCUUGCCGUUCAACAAUAAACCUAGGGAGUGGUUAUUAUGGAUGGGUUCACAGUAUGGGCACCGACUCCAGUUCUUGGGACAAAUCAUAUUUCUGCAUCAGUUGAGCGAUGGCAGCUUUCCUGCGGUUCCAAUAAACACGGAUAGAUCCAGCGACGGCCGCAAACUUUGCGAUUUGAUUGUGCUUUUUGAUGACGCACGACUGGUGUUAAUCCAUGGACACCUUCCAGCGUCAUGAUUAUAGACUCGGUGGACCUGCUUACAACUCCCUUGCACGAGUUCCUUUCCAUUGUAAUGCAGACAAAAUAACCCGCAGUGGUUACAGAUUGCAAAAUUAUUCUCUGAGGCAAAGCUUGGGCAGGCAUAUUUUUCCAGAUGGCGAAUCAUACUGUUGGGGUGUUUCCCGCCGCAGGAGGCAUUGGUGGUAGCACUGUCAAGCAUCUCCUGUCGCGUCUUCCGCCAUCAAACCUAGUCUUCAUCGCUCGAGGCCCCGAAAAGCUCAAGUCUCUGCCUGUCGCAGACGCAGUCCUUCGCCGCGCAGACUAUGAUGACGAUGAGAGUCUCCAGCAUGCAUUUGAUGGAGUGGAUACACUGUUCCUGAUAUCAUACCCAUCGGUGGAGCAUGAGCAUCGAUCUGAGCGUCAUCGUUUUGCGAUUGACCUGGCGAUCCGGAGUGGAGUGAAAUAUAUCUUCUAUGGUUCACUGGGAUACGGUGGCAGCCCGGAUAACAACGAGUCCGUAGCCCAUGUCAUGCAGGCGCAUCUAGAUACUGAAAGAUAUCUCGACAAGUGCGCGCGUGAGCAUAUGGGCUUUGGCUACACAGUGAUUCGUGAGGGUCUCUAUUCCGAGUCGUACCCUCUUUAUACGGCUUUCUUUGAUCCCAAACACCCCGUCAAUGACAUAAAAAUCCCACACGAUGGAUCAGGACCUGGGAUUGCGUGGGUCAAGCGCGAGGAACUCGGGGAAGGUACAGCAGAGCUUUUGGGAAGAUUUGUGAAGGAUCGGGCAAGGUUCAAAUAUAAGAACAAAAAGCUCCUGCUGUCAGGAUCCAAGACACUGACGCUUGGGGAGACUGUUGCUAUACUAGGAAAGAUUGCCAGUCACCCAGUGCAUAUUCUCCCAGUUACCGUGGACGAAUUUGCGAAACAGCCUCAGGUAGGACCCAAUUUCACUUACCAUGGAGUUGAUCAUUCGAAGGUGUGGGCGACAACCUUUGAAGCGUUCCGCCGUGGGGAGGCAGCGUUCGUUUCCCCUUUACUUGGAGAGCUCCUGGGUCGCGAGCCGGAAGAUUUUGAGACAACAAUCUCUAGGUCGCUUGAAUAAAUGCAGUGGCAUCUUGACAUUCAUCGUCACUUAACAUGCUCAGAAAUUUCCUCUAUAGAGAUCCUUCAGCCCCCUUGCUACCUGCACUAGCUUUAGUUGGCAGAGAGGCGAAUGGUACAAUCUUUGAUUGCCCGGAUCCUUUCUACCCAACAUAAAUCAUGACAAUAACAUGAGAUAACGAUAGCCAAAAUAAUCUGGAAGACUCUUGAGGCCACUUAAUAUCAAGUGGCUUUCUUUUGAUCGAUCUUCCAAGUCAUACUCUUGGG